Pelagomonas calceolata is the source of this 3804-nucleotide messenger RNA. Lineage: Eukaryota; Pelagophyceae; Pelagomonadales; Pelagomonadaceae. The record is from the annotation of a GenBank genome assembly.
CUCCGAGCAGUGAUAUGGGUCUUAGAAAUACUACAAAAGAAGGCCCAAUCAAAUCGCACCGCCUUGUUUCCUGGCCUCUGCCGCAAAUCGAGGCUGCCCGGCAUGGUCCCUGAAAACACCAUCAUGGCAGCUCCAACACAUCACAAUUUGGCACCUUCGCAAACUACCCCCAAUAAGCUCGCAACCUACCAGAAAUGGCUGCAAACCAUCGAAAAACCACUGCAAACACUGCAGGAGCCGCGCGGCGCGUCCUUUUUGCAUUGGCCUUGCUCGGAGGCUCGUCGGCCAUGUCUCCGGCGGUGCACGACAAGCUCGACGCCACCAUCAACGAUCUCAAGGGCAAGCCCGACACGGUCAACAAGCGCCUGCGCUACAAGCUGGACAGCAGCGCGGUCGCGGCCUCGGCCGACGGCGCCGCGGCCAUUGCCGGGAAAAUUGCCGACGGCGUCGCGUGUAAGAACCCGCACCGUCUGUUCCGACCGAGCAAGACGCACGAGAAGCAGCACAAGGCGCACGGUGCGUCCGCAGUGUCCCACAAUCAAUUUCAGAGACGCCGCUGGCGCCGGCGAAUCAGUGAAGGAAGCCCGCACGUCCGAACGCUCGUCCUGCGCAGGCCUCGACAUGUGGUACGAGUGCGAGAGCGAGGGCGGCGCCGCGACCGUCGCGGCCCUCGAGAAGAUGUCCGCGCUGACGGCGCACGACGACACGCUCGGCGCGGCCGUGUCCGCCGCCGAGGCGGAACUCAAGAUCAGCCUCUUCGCCGCGGCGUCGAACGACCCCAUGCUCGACUCGCAGCACCACUACGACGUCGCCAACCUUUUUGGUGCGUGGAACCACACGACCGGCUCUCCGGACGUCGUCGUGCAAGUCCUCGACACGGGCAUCGACACCAAUCAUCCGGACCUCCAGCAGAACAUCUGGCAGAACCCGGGCGAGAUCUGCGGCAACGGUGUUGAUGACGACGGCAACGGCUACGUCGACGACUGCAACGGCUACAACCACGCCGACGACACGGGCAACGAUUUACUGGGCGGCCACUGGCACGGCAGUCAUUGUGGCGGCACCAUCGCCGCGGACACGAACAACGGCAUCGGCGUCGCGGGCGUCGCCGGCGGGAACGGCUCUCCUGACAGCGGCGCGCGGCUCAUGAUCUCGCUGGGCUUCGGCGACUCGAACACGGGCGGCUUCGCCGAGGCCUUGGUCUACGGCGCGGACAACGGCGCGCAGAUCUCAUCCAAUAGUUGGGGCUACACCUCGCCCGACGUCUACGAGCAGGCGGUGCUCGACGCUAUUGAUUAUUACAAUGACAUGGGCGGUAUUGUGGUCUUCGCCGCGGGCAACAGCAACUCCGAGGCGUGCUACUACCCCGGCUGCUACGACGGCGUCGUCGGCGUCGCCGCCCUAGACAACGGCGGCACGCGGGCGUCGUUCUCUAACUACGGCGAGUGGGUCGACAUCAGCGCGCCGGGCGUCGACGUCAUGUCGACGAUGACCGACGAAGGCUACGGCACGGCAAGUGGCACGUCGAUGGCGUGCCCGCAUGUCGCCGGCAUUUUAGCCUUAGGAAAGUCGGCGAACCCGAACGCGUCGAAGGCCGAGCUGCUUCACUGUUUGUACGACACGGCCGCCGACAUCACGUCGGAGAACACCCCCGCCAUGGAGGGCAAGCUCGGCAAAGGUUUAGUAGAUGCCGAGGCGUUCGUCGACUGUUGUGUAGAGGGCGCGCCGACGGCGGCCCCGACAAUCACCAAAGUGCCGACGUCCGCCGCGCCUUCGAUGAAACCGACGACGUCCAUGGCGCCGACCGAGAACCGUUUACGAUUACACAUCGAGAUCCAGACGGACAACUACCCGCAAGAGACGACCUGGACCCUGGACUUGGUCGAGGGCGACGCCGACGAGUGCGACUGGCCCGGCGAGAAGGCCGGCGGCCCCUUCAACUCGGACGAGCCGUACAUCGAGCAGGAAGUCGCGCUGCCCCGCGGCGCGUGCACCUACCGGUGGGCGAUCUACGACGCCUGGGGCGACGGCAACUGCUGCGCCUUCGGCGAGGGCUGGUACAAGCUCCGGAUCGACGGUGAAGUGGUUAUGGAGGGCGGCGACUUCGGCAGAUUCGAGGUGCACGUCUUCUCGAGCGCGCGCGCGCCUACAUUAUCGCCGACGGUGGCGGCGCUCCCGGCGCCAACGGUGCGGCCCACGCCGCGACCGAUCCCGGCGCCGACUUUAAGACCGACCGCGAGACCGAUCCCGGCGCCGACGCCGCGGCCGACGGUGUCCGGCGGCGACCCCACGUUGAGACCGACGCCGCGGCCGACGAUGCAACAAGUGCCGCCCGACGCACUUCCUGCCCCGACCUACCGCCCGACGUCGGCCGCGACCGACACGCCGACGCACCACACGACGCCGCCCGUUUCUCAACCGACCGCCGUCCCGAGCUACGCGCCUUCCAUGAAAACGACCUACGCGCCCUCGGCCGUCCCCGACCCGCUCACCGAUGUCCAGCUCGUGAGCCCCCCGGAGAUGAACAGCGUGAUGCUGCUGCACUGGAAUUAUGAUCAUGGAGAGACCUUCUGGGUCGAGUACCGCGUGAAUGGAGAAGGCGCCUGGCACGGGCCCGAGUACGGAUUUGACAUCCCGCGCCACCACGACGGCCGGCGCUACUUCCUGCUGCAGACGCCCGACAUCGCGUGCGGCGACAAGGUCCGCGCCCGCGCGUGGGCCGUGUUCCCCGGCGGGCUCGAGUCCGAGCACGCGACGUCCGACGAAGUUCUUGUCGCGUGCUUCGCGCCGCCGACGACCAGCCCGACGGCGCACCCGACGGCGCCGACGGUCUCGCCCACGCUCAAACCGACAUUCGUCCCUACGGCCGCGCCGACGCGCGAGCCCGUCGCCGCGCCGACGGCGGGGCCGACGCCGGAGCCCACGCCCGAACCGACGACGAGCCCGACGCCGGAACCGACGCCGACGCCCACGCCGCGGCCCACGCCGCGCCCGACGCCGCGGCCCACCGUCCACCCGACGGCCAAGCCCACGUUGGGACCGUCAGCGAUGCCGACGGCCGCCCCGACGGCCGCGGGCGCGCUCUCGCUCUGCGCGCGCGACGACGGGACCAAGAUGGCGGUCGUGAGCGGGUCCCUCACCUUCGGCGCAACGCGCGACGACGACGACGAAGAAGGAUGCCUCAUGCGGUCGGGCGACGACCGCUUCUCUUCAUCGUACGCGACGGCGGCCCCCAAAACCGACGCGACGAUCUCGGCGCGAAUUAUGUCCGAGGGCUCGAUCCGCCGCGACUACGGCCUGCUGCUCCGCGUCACGGACGACUGGGACGACUCCUUCCGCUACCAACCCCGCGCGGGCUACCGCUGCACCGUCAACACGGGACGAGACGGCAAGGCGGAUUCGACGCUCUCGGUCGAGGUGCUGCGCGAGGACGGGAGCCGGUCGACGGUCGCCUCCUACGCACCAGCGUUCGCCCUCGAGCCCGGGACGUGGUACACGGUUUCCGGCUCGGCCGUCGGCAACCGCAUCACGUGUCAGAUCAUGCGCGGCGACUGGGUGCUUGGCAGCGCCGAGGCCGUCGACGACACGUACGGCGACGGCUACUUCGCCACCUGGAACUACAAAGACGACUCGGGCCCCCACUGGUGGGGCGACCUGCGCGUCGUCGACGCGCCGCCGCCCGCCGCUCGCCGCCUCCGCGGCUCGCGCUAGCAAGAAGCCUCUUCCUUCCCUUCCUCUCCCUCUCCCGCCCGCCUUCCCGUUCCCCGGACCAAGCCUUGUGGAUAAAAACGUAUCGUACUAUCA